Uloborus diversus is the source of this 1758-nucleotide messenger RNA. RefSeq names its product guanine nucleotide-binding protein-like 3 homolog. The coding region runs from base 81 to 1730 and encodes 549 amino acids. Gene Ontology annotation, molecular function: GTP binding. The transcript has a single exon. NCBI's taxonomy places the organism in Eukaryota, Metazoa, Arthropoda, Arachnida, Araneae, Uloboridae. The record is from RefSeq and is a predicted model, not a curated record. Gene Ontology annotation, cellular component: nucleolus.
UGCUGUUUUCUGCUCAUGUGUUGAUUUCGUUGAUGUCGUAUUUGUUUUGUUUGUAAUCGGUUGUUAAAUUUCGAAAAAUUAUGCCGAAGUUUCACAAGAAACAGAGUAAGCGAAUGAGUUGUAGGAAGAAAUAUAAAAUCAUUAAAAAGGUAGCGGAGCAUAAUCGUAAGCUCCGUCGAGAACAGAAAAAGAAUCCUUCUAAGAAAAAACCAAAAGAUCCGGGCGUACCGAACAGUUUUCCUUUCAAAGACGAAAUAAUAAAUGAAGCCUUGAAGCGAAAACAGCGAGCUAAAGAUUUGCGAGAAGCACAGAAGGAAAGUCGGAUGAAGCUACAAAUGCAAAACCGGGAGAUAGAUGAUUUAGUAGCUGAAGUUGAGAAGAAGGAUGCAAAAUUUAAAAAGAGAGACUUGCUUUCAGCAGCUCAAGAAAAAUCAUUAAAAGCAUCAAGUGACAAGUUCAAAUCCUUUUAUAAAGAAUUUAAAAACGUUGUUGAAUCUGCAGACGUCGUUCUUGAGGUGUUAGAUGCUCGAGAUCCUUUAGGUAGCCGAUGUCCGCAAGUGGAGCAGAUGGUUAUUAGUUCCGGUAAAAAGUUAGUAUUAGUGCUAAAUAAAAUUGAUUUAAUUCCAAGAAAAAAUUUAGAAGAUUGGUUGAAAGUCCUUCGACAAGAACUCCCUACAGUUGCUUUCAAAGCAUGUACUCAAACUCAAAAUGAUCAUUUGUCCCAAUCUAAAGUUGCCGCAAUCCACAUCAAUGAGAGUCUUCAAUCAUCUCGUCGGUCUGUUGGUGCUUCAUUUCUGAUGAAAGUUUUAGGAAAUUAUUGCCGAAAUCAAAACAUUCAGACAUUUAUCAAAGUUGGCGUUGUUGGAUUCCCAAACGUUGGGAAAAGCAGUCUCAUCAACAGCUUAAAACGAACACGAUCUUGCUCUGUCGGUGCAACACCAGGAGUUACUAAAACAGUGCAAGAGAUUUCUUUGGAUAAGCAUAUUAAGAUUAUAGAUAGUCCAGGCGUUGUUUUUGCCAAGGAUGGAUCUCCAACUACUCUUGCAUUGCGAAAUGUUGUGAGAGUUGAGACGCUGAAAGAUGUGAUCGAGCCCGCAGAAGCUAUAAUUCAACGAGCCGAUCAUACUCAGUUGUGUUUGCAUUAUUGCAUUCCAGAAUUUACUAGCUGUCAUGAGUUGUUAUGUCAUUUAGCGAAACGAAUGGGUAAAUAUAAAAAGGGUGGCAUACCCAAAUUUGAAGAUGGAGCUAGACGAUUGAUCAAUGAUUGGAAUUCUGGCAAAAUAAAAUAUUAUACUCAUCCACCUGAGCAGUACAAGCCAUACAUCCACGUUGACGCAGAAUAUGUUGCCGAAAUGGGAAAAGCUUUCGAUAUCUCUGCAAUGGAAGAACAGAUGGAAUUGGAUAAAGCGCCUGAAGUUCUUCCUGGUCAUGCUGUGGUUGCAAAAAGCACUGAACCGACAGAAGGUUUGAUGUCUGGUGAAUCUGAUGAGAUUGAAGAAAUGGAAGCUGAUGAUUCUGAAUCUACAAAUAAAAUGACUGUUGUCCUUGGUGGUAAAGAGGAAAAGAAAGCUGUGAAAGAUGAAGAUGAAGUAAAGGCUCUUUUAAAUGAAUUGCAACAUAAUAAAAGCGUUAAAAAGAAGUAUAAGCAAAUGAAGCGUAGGCGCAAGAAACUUGAUAAAGUUGCAACUGAGCUGUCAGAAACGAUAACUAAUGCUUUAAAUUUGGAUUAGGUUAGAUGUAUGAAAUAAAUGUUUCAAG